AUGAGCGCGGACGCGGCGGCCGGGGCGCCCCUGCCGCGCCUCUGCUGCCUGGAGAAGGGCCCGAGCGGCUACGGCUUCCACCUGCACGGGGAGAAGGGCCGGACGGGCCAGUUCAUCCGGCUGGUGGAGCCCGGCUCGCCGGCCGAGAAGGCGGGCCUGCGGGCCGGGGACCGGCUGGUGGAGGUGAACGGCGAGAGCGUGGAGCGCGAGACGCACCAGCAGGUGGUGAGCCGCAUCCGCGCCUCGGCGGGCGCCGUGCGCCUGCUCGUGGUGGACCCCGCGGCCGACGAGCGGCUGCAGCAGCUGGGCGCGCAGGCCCGCGGGGAGCUGCUGGGCGCGCGCGAGGCCCCCGGGACCGCCGAGACCCCCGGGACCGCCGAGACCCCGCGGGCCGCCGGCGAGAGUGAGCCCCAGGCCGCGGCGCCCGAGCCGGGCGAGCCCGAGAAGAGCCCUCCGGGGCGGCCUGAGCUUCGGCCCCGACUCUGCAUCAUGAAGAGGGGCGCCAACGGCUACGGCUUCAACCUGCACAGCGACAAGACCAAGCCCGGCCAGUUCAUCAGGGCCGUGGACUCAGACUCACCCGCCGAGGCCUCGGGACUCCGGGCCCAGGACCGCAUCGUGGAGGUGAACGGGGUCUGCAUGGAAGGCAAGCAGCACGGUGACGUGGUGGCCGCCAUCAAGGCCGGAGGGGACGAGGCCAAGCUGCUGGUGGUGGACAAGGAGACAGAUGAGUUCUUCAAGAAGUGCAAAGUGGUCCCGUCUCAGGAGCACGUGAAUGGUCCCCUGCCCGAGCCCUUCACCAACGGGGAGAUCCAGAAGGAGAACAGCCGUGAAACCCUGGCCGAGCCCGCCUCCGAGAGCCCCAGGCCAGCCCUGGCGAGAUCCACCUCCAGUGAUACCAGCGAGGAGCUCAACUCCCAAGACAAGCCCCGGAAACAGGACUCCACGGCAGCCUCAUCUACCUCCUCUUCCUCCGACCCCAUCCUGGACUUCAACAUCCCGCUGGCCGUGGCCAGGGAGAGGGCGCACCAGAAGCGCGGCAACAAGCGGGCCCCGCAGAUGGACUGGAGCAAGAAAAACGAACUCUUCAGCAACCUCUGAGCGCCCCUCCCGCUGCCAGGAAGGCUGGCGGGGACCAGCCCCCGCCCCAUUCUAACCCCCUCUCUCGCCUCCCCACUGACCUCCCAAUCAGCACCAAUCAGCACCAGCCUCUCCUCUCUUGGCAGAUCGUUUUUCUAGAGAACUGUGCCCGUUCCUCGCCUCGGGGAAAGUGACAGUUCUUCCGUCCUGCCCAAUCACCGAAUGCUCCAGUCUGCCUGCUGGGUUGCCCCUUGCGAGCCCGCCUGGGCCACCCCCGGGACCCGCACCCAGCAAGGAUGGCGGGACAGGGAGCGGUGUCUUCCUGUGACCACAGAGGUUGACUGGGCCCAGGGCUCACCAGGGACUGCCGGUGCAGUGUCUCAGCAGACACGGUCGGGUUGUUUUCUGUUGAUUUUUUUUUUUUUUUUAAGAGUGCGCUAUCACUGAGUCGAGGGAGCUUUGUUUCCAUGAUUAACGUGAUUCUCCAGGUGGCUUCAUCCGGGGCCUAGCUAGCCGUAAUCUUGGCCUAAAACUUUUCUUCCAUGUCUACUCCCAUCCCGAGUCAGCCCCGGGCGGCCUGGGUCGGGGCAGGCCCCGUCUGCUCCUGUCUGAGCCAGGCCACCCCACUGUAAAGAACUCCACCUGAAAUUCAACUAGUUUCUCCAUAUGCCUCAGCCUCCGUGUCUUCCUUUAGAGCUGGCCGAGAGAUGGUGACAGGUGCCCCAAGGUGGCCUCUGGCUGAGGGUAGGGUCUAGCUCGAGGGCAAGGAUGGGCUUCCUGUACCCCAGCCUGGGAGGAGGCAGAGGGGGUGCUUUAGCUACAGGGCCUGCCACUGCCCAGUAGCCAGGCCAUUCUGGCCAUCAGGCGCAGGGCCUGCCAGUAGCACGAGCUCCACCUCAGGAUUUACCGGGGAGGUGGGAACCAAGGCCCCCAGGCUCAGAGGGGGCCUGGGAGGUUCCCCUAACACCACUCCAGGUGGAGCUGGAUUUGGAAUGCAAACGAGGGUUGCUACCCAUCUUGCUACCCGCAGGUAGGGGGUGCAGGAUUCCCAGGGGAGGCUUGAGCUGGCACCAGACUAGCUUAUCUGGCCAAGGACCUGAUUGGAGGGUACUUGUUCAGGCUGGUAGGGUAGAUGGCACUUCCCAGGGUAACAUGCCAUGUUCCCACAUCAGAGACACUGGUUCCUGUACCUCUGGCACCUCAAGCCACAUCCUGAGGGCUGCCAGGGCAGGAAAGCAGGUUGGUCCCUGGUUACUCUGUACCAGGAGACCACCAGGAAGCCAGGUUCCUAGGCCUGAGAACACGGAAGGAGGGUGAUAGCACACCUGGGAGAGGAGCCCUCGGGCUUGAGAAGAGGGCUAGUCAUGUCUGGUCAUCUCUGGCCUCUAGUUAGGGCCUGAAUUCCAUCAGCUCAAGAAGACCAUCCAAACCCUUAUCAUGGCACCAAUCACGAGGUCUGGCCCCACCCCUGCCUCUACCCUUUGACCCCUGAUGGAGCAGGCCUCCCACAGGUGAGCAGCUCUGUAGGGUUGUGAAGGGGCCGCUCCCUACCUCACCUGCCAUAGGUAACCGUGCAGCCCUUUGAUUAGGCGGAGGGGACAGGUGUCCUGAGCAGGUGGCUCCCGGGGCUGGGCCGCCCCAGCAAGCGAACAAAUUUUUGUCUUAGAUUCAGUCAUGUUUCAGAUCGUAGAUUUUACAUAUGUAGUUUGGUGCGAGAUGCCAGGAUGGAGGGACUGGGAGCUGAGGCCUCAGCAGGCUCUGGCUCUGUGGCCAAAAAACAGGCCUUGGGCGCACUGCCUCAGCUUAGAUGGGACCACUUCCUCUGUUCACAUACCCUCGCGCCUCCUCCACAACUGGGUUCUGAAACUUGCCUGGCCUUUCUUGAUGGCCACCCCAGACUAUGAUGGAGCUGAGGGGCCACUAGGAGUCAAAUGGGUCCCCCUGGCUAAGGUGGGGAGACUUAGCUCAGCUCCACCUUUGAAGCACCCGCUGCCUUGCAACCUGGCCAUCCCGAACCUGAGCCUCUGGCGCCCCCUCCCGACCAUGUCAGGGACAGCUGCCCCAGAGGGUGGGGCACACCGGUGGCCUUGCCCCCGCCACCACUGGUACAGCUGAGCUGCUUCUCGAAAGGCCCUUGCAGGAAGCUCCAGCUUCAGGCACAGCGGGGAGUCCUCCAGCCACUAGGAGCUGUAUCCCACACUAACUUACUCCCAGAGAAAGGAGCAAGGGCACUCCCACCUUCCAAGCCACCUGUCCAGCCAAGGCCAGGACACUCAUUUCCAAACCUUGGGGUCGCAGCCGGCCUGCUUCAGCUGGACAACAGCAGCCUGAGCUGCCGCCCUAUUCUCACCACGGGCCUGGAAACUGCAGGCCGGGCCUCCUGGUAGCUCCCCUCCCCUCAGGCCCAAUGAGGAAAUCAGGAGAGCCCGCCGUGUGGUGUCAUCUGCUUUACUUGCAGCCAGGGCCUCUGCCCCAGAGUAGCACCUCCAGCCUCCCAGGGGAGAGGGGGUGCUGUCCAUUCACCAGCCCCACCUUGGCCUCCACCUCCAUCCUCCCGCCUCUCACUCACUCCAGGCUCGGAGAGCCCAACCAGGUUGGCCCAGAGGGGCUGGCCGUGGAGUCGCGCAGCCAUGCGUGCAGCCAGCCAGGGAGGCC
Talpa occidentalis (Iberian mole) is the source of this 3735-nucleotide messenger RNA. It is a transcript of the gene NHERF1, whose product is annotated as NHERF family PDZ scaffold protein 1. The record is from RefSeq and is a predicted model, not a curated record. Gene Ontology annotation, cellular component: apical plasma membrane. Lineage: Eukaryota; Metazoa; Chordata; Mammalia; Eulipotyphla; Talpidae. Gene Ontology annotation, biological process: protein localization to plasma membrane. The coding region runs from base 1 to 1101 and encodes 366 amino acids. The transcript has 7 exons. Gene Ontology annotation, molecular function: signaling receptor binding; protein-membrane adaptor activity.